Molecule: messenger RNA, 1627 nt
Organism: Tribolium castaneum (red flour beetle)
Lineage: Eukaryota; Metazoa; Arthropoda; Insecta; Coleoptera; Tenebrionidae
Product: glutamate dehydrogenase, mitochondrial
Exons: 5
Coding region: 48-1571 (507 amino acids)
Biological process (GO): L-glutamate catabolic process
Cellular component (GO): mitochondrion
Molecular function (GO): L-glutamate dehydrogenase (NAD+) activity
Source: RefSeq, a predicted model, not a curated record
UCAAGUUGGCAAAAACCCCCAAAAGUCACUUUUUACUUUUGACACAAAUGCCUCUCAAACUCCCAAAAUUCACCUACGAAAUCCCCGACCGCUAUCGCAACUCCUUCUACCUCGUAAACGCCGCCUUCUUCGACCAAGUCAACUGGUACCUCCACCACGCUUACGAGCUCUGUUUCCCCAAACUAGUCACCCAACUCAAAAACCUCCAACCGAACCUAACCGACCCCCAAGCCGUCCAAAAAGUGCACCAAGUGAUCAAAAUUUUAGACCAAUGCAACUCUGUCCUAGACAUCCGAUUCCCCAUCAAGCUGGAGAAUGGUACCAAGGAGGUGGUGCGUGGGUUCCGCGCCCAUCAUGGGCUGUAUUCCGGGUUUGGUACUUGCAUGGGCGGCUUGAGGGUAAAAGAGGACUUAACGCGCGACCAUGUCAAAGCUUUGGCCGUUUUAACGACUUAUAAGCACGCCUGUAUGGGGGUGAGGCUAGCUGGGGGCCAUGGGGGGGUUAAAAUCAACCCUGGGAGGUACAAGCCGAUCGAGUUACAAAGAAUUACGAAGAAAUAUGCGGCGGAAUUGUACAGGAAGGGAUUUUGUGACGGACAAACGGACAUCAUUGAGCCUGAUAUCAACGUUGGCGGACGCGAAAUGGCGUGGAUCGCCGCCAUCUUCCCCAAGGAUUAUGAGAGAGUCAUGGUGGCUGGCAAGCCUGUCGAGCUUGGGGGAAUCCCCAACUACGAAAAAAUGGCGAGUCAGGGGAUUUUCUUCGCCUUGGAUUACUUCCUAAACAACGACGCCAUCUUGGAACGCAUCGGCAUGUCAAAAGGUGGCCUCCAGCACAAAACUUACAUCAUACAAGGCAUUGGCAAGUUGGGCGGGGCCUUGGCCAAGUUUUUGGAAAAUUGUGGAGCCACCUGUGUUGGAAUUAAAGAACAAGACGCUUUUAUUUACGACAUGGAGGGUAUAAACAUCCAGAGCGUUUUAGACUAUUUUAAAGCCAAUAAAACCAUCCUGAACUACACUAACGCAAAGCCGGUGUCAAACGAUGACAUUUUUAAAGAACAGUGCGAUAUUUUGAUUCUUGCCGCGGAACAAAAAACCCUAAAUUGCCACAUUGCGGAUAAAAUCAAGGCUAAAGUGAUUAUCGAAGGCGCAAAUGGGGCUAUCACACCCACGGCACACCGGAUUUUAACCGGCCGUAAAAAACUAGUACUUCCUGAUAUUUAUGUCUCUUCAGGGCACUCGAUUGCGUCAUAUUUGGAGUAUUUGUUUCAUUUGAAACGAGAUGGGUUGGAGUUUCCCGUUUUGAGAAACUUGUAUUGGAACAUUUUGGAUUAUUUUGAUGCGGAAAAGGUUCAAGGACAGGUUGUUUCGACCGCGACGACACAAAAAAUUCUCUGUUGUGACGUUAAGCCCGACAUUUUGUCGUACGGGAUCGAGCAUGUAAUGGCGGAAACGGGCAAAGAAUUGAUCGAAAUUGCAAAGGAAUUCAGAAUUGACUUGGAUUUGAGGACAGCGGGGUACAUUAAGGCCGUUCAGAGCAUUCACAAUUCGAUUUACGAAGCGAAAAAAUACUGAUUUUGUGAAUUCCAAAAUGUAUUAAAGUGUAAUAAAUGAUAAAUCUUCCCUGAGAA